Molecule: messenger RNA, 912 nt
Organism: Erpetoichthys calabaricus (reedfish)
Lineage: Eukaryota; Metazoa; Chordata; Cladistia; Polypteriformes; Polypteridae
Product: chemokine XC receptor 1-like
Exons: 1
Biological process (GO): chemotaxis; G protein-coupled receptor signaling pathway; immune response
Cellular component (GO): membrane
Molecular function (GO): chemokine receptor activity
Source: RefSeq, a predicted model, not a curated record
UCAGUGAUAAUUGUUCUGAGCCUAAUGGGUAACCUUUUGGUGGUUUGGAUUCUGCUCAGGUAUGAGGAACUGAAAACUGUGACAAACAUUUUCAUCCUUAACCUCGCCAUCUCUGAUUUGUUAUUCACUUUUUCUUUACCUUUCAUUUCUUUAUAUCAGUCUCAAGGUUGGACUUUGGGAAACUCCAUGUGCAAAAUUGUAAAUGGCAUAUUUUAUAUCGGAUUUUACAGUGGCAUUAUAUUAAUGACAAUAAUGAGCAUAAAUCGCUAUGUUGCUGUAGUCCAUCCGUUGGCAGAUCUUCGUUCCAGGAAGGGGUGCUAUGGAACCUGGGCAUCUAUGAUUAUUUGGCUGGUAAGCAUUUUGGCCAGUACACCUAGUAUCAUUUUCACUUCAGAGCUACAGGGAGAUUAUUUACAAGACAAAUCUCACUGUGACUAUUAUAAUCCUUCCUGGAAGAUAGUUGGAACAUAUCAGCAGAAUGCUUUCUUUUUGAUUACGCUUACUGUCAUUGUCUACUGUUACAUGCGAAUACUUCUGAGGCUGCUUCAAUCCAAAACUCAGAAGAGGUACCGGACAGUGAAACUCAUUUUCACUGUAGUAGCAAUUUUUUUCAUAGGAUGGGCACCUUUUAAUAUUGUGAUUUUUUUACAGAAUUUGAUUUUUCAUGAAGUUGAAUAUUUUUUAGACUGCGCAGUCGACACGAACCUUAACUAUGCAUUUUAUGUCUGCCGCAUCUUUGCUUUCUCUCAUUGCUGCCUCAACCCAAUUUUUUAUGCAUUUGUGGGCAUUAAGUUUAAGAAUCUUCUGAAAAAGUUUCUAAGGGGUUGCCAUUUUGACCACAGCACUGGAGACCAAAAUCAACAUCAUACCCGAGUUAAUUUUAUUUCAAGUGGAGAAGAACUUUCAUUGUAA